Messenger RNA from Colossoma macropomum (tambaqui), 5707 nucleotides. It is a transcript of the gene hcn2b, whose product is annotated as hyperpolarization activated cyclic nucleotide-gated potassium channel 2b. Gene Ontology annotation, biological process: potassium ion transport; transmembrane transport. The record is from RefSeq and is a predicted model, not a curated record. NCBI's taxonomy places the organism in Eukaryota, Metazoa, Chordata, Actinopteri, Characiformes, Serrasalmidae. Gene Ontology annotation, cellular component: membrane. Gene Ontology annotation, molecular function: voltage-gated potassium channel activity.
UGCGUGCGUCCGUCUCCGCGGCGCGUGCGAAAAAAAAACACACAUACAAACCAAAAGCUUUUUUUGAAAUCCCGUUAUGGACGAAGGAGAGGAUGGCGAGGAAGACCACGGACUCCACGGGAUGAAGAAUUUGACGCCAGGAGGGGGAGCAGCGGCGGCGGCGACAGCAAGCAAGACCCCCAGCGGCGGCGAGCACGAGCACGGUAACGGCGAGCCUCGCACGGCGGUGGACGCGCCCGGCUCCUGUGGCCACUCGCCCGGCAAGGCUGGCCGGGACGCAGGCGAGGAAGAGGGCGGCAUGCGGCGCGUGCUGAACGGCGACUGCCGGAGAGACGACCCCUCCUCCGCCGCCACCUCCUCUAAGCGCGAGAAGCAACAGCAGCAGCAACAGCAGACGCCUGACCACGACCUCCACCACUACCAAGACAUGGAUGGCGCCGCUGAGCCCGCGCCCACCACCACUACCACCGCCACGACCACCACGGGCGUCCCGGACAAGAAAGACCCACGCGUGUCCUUCUCCAACGCGCCCAGCCGGAAGGCGUCCGGCCCGUCCAAAGUGCCCGAGGACGGGCAGAUCGCCGCCGAGGAUGGAGGAGAGGUGCGCGAUGGCCAGACGUACAUGCAGCGGCAGUUCAGCUCCAUGCUGCAGCCCGGAGUCAACAAGUUCUCCCUGCGUAUGUUCGGCAGCCAGAAGGCGGUGGAGAAAGAGCAAGAGCGCGUCAAGAGCGCGGGGAACUGGAUCAUCCACCCCUACAGCGACUUCAGGUUCUACUGGGACAUCACAAUGCUGAUGUUCAUGGUGGGCAACCUAAUUAUCAUUCCCGUGGGCAUCACCUUCUUCAAAGAUGAGACCACCACGCCCUGGAUUAUCUUCAACGUGGUGUCGGACACUUUCUUCCUCAUGGACCUGGUGCUCAAUUUCCGCACGGGCAUCGUCUUCGAAGACAACACAGAGAUCAUUCUGGACCCCAAAAUGAUCAAGAAAAAGUACUUGCGGACCUGGUUUGUAGUGGACUUCAUCUCAUCCAUCCCGGUGGAUUAUAUUUUUCUCAUCGUGGAGAAAGGGAUCGACUCAGAGGUUUACAAGACGGCGAGGGCGCUGCGCAUCGUGCGCUUCACCAAAAUCCUUAGUCUUUUGCGACUUCUCAGACUUUCCAGACUUAUCCGCUACAUCCAUCAGUGGGAGGAGAUCUUUCACAUGACCUAUGACCUCGCCAGUGCUGUGAUGAGAAUCAUUAACCUAAUCGGGAUGAUGCUGCUGCUGUGUCACUGGGACGGCUGCCUGCAGUUUCUGGUGCCCAUGCUGCAGGACUUCCCGUCUGAUUGCUGGGUGUCCCUCAACAAGAUGGUGAACGACUCAUGGAGCGAGUUGUACUCCUUCGCCCUGUUCAAGGCCAUGAGCCAUAUGCUGUGUAUCGGGUACGGGCGCCAGGCCCCUGAGAGCAUGUCUGAUAUCUGGCUCACCAUGCUCAGCAUGAUCGUGGGAGCCACCUGUUACGCCAUGUUCAUCGGCCAUGCCACCGCCCUCAUCCAGUCCCUGGACUCUUCACGCCGCCAGUACCAGGAAAAGUACAAACAAGUGGAACAGUACAUGUCCUUUCACAAACUUCCAGCGGACUUCCGGCAGAAGAUUCACGAUUACUAUGAGCACAGAUACCAAGGCAAGAUGUUUGAUGAGGAGAGUAUUUUGGAGGAGCUAAAUGAGCCACUGAGAGAGGAAAUUGUCAACUUCAACUGCCGCAAGCUGGUGGCCUCCAUGCCGCUGUUCGCCAAUGCUGACCCCAACUUUGUCACAGCCAUGUUGACGAAGCUCCGCUUUGAGGUCUUCCAGCCAGGGGAUUAUAUCAUUCGGGAAGGAACCAUCGGCAAAAAGAUGUACUUCAUCCAGCACGGGGUUGUGAGCGUCCUUACCAAAGGCAACAUAGGCAUGAAAUUAUCUGAUGGAUCUUACUUUGGAGAGAUUUGUCUGCUAACACGUGGGAGGCGCACGGCCAGUGUGCGAGCAGACACCUACUGCCGCCUCUAUUCACUGUCUGUGGACAACUUCAAUGAAGUCCUGGAGGAGUAUCCCAUGAUGAGGAGAGCCUUCGAGACGGUGGCCAUUGACAGACUCGAUCGGAUAGGCAAGAAAAACUCCAUCCUGAUGCACAAAGUCCAGCACGACCUAAACUCUGGCGUCUUCAACAACCGCGAGAAUGAGUUGAUUCAGGAGAUUGUGAAGUACGACCGGGAGAUGGUGAAGCUGGUGGACUUACAGAGGCCCCGCGCUAUGUCCGCCACUCCCUCCACCCAUGGGACCAUGUUCCCUCCUUCUAGCCAGCCACCCACCAGCUCCGCCAUCGCCACCCUGCAGCAGGCCGUGGCCAUGAGCUUUUGCCCACAGAUGGCAAACCCUCUGACAGGUCAUGGCGCUCUCCAGUCCCCUCGCAUGGUGCGGCGCUUCCAGGUGGUCCAGAGUCUUGCCAGUCCCGGGACCCAGCAGACGCCUCCAGGUUCCCAAUUCUCUGCCGGCGCUCUGGCCUCUGCCCUUGCAGGGACGCCCAUCCAGAGCCCCUUGGCCACAGCUGGCCGAACGUUCCAGUACAGCUCCAGCCCCAUGGGUGCCCCCUCAGGGUCCCAGCUGUCCUUGGUGCAGCAGCACGUCCCCAGCCCCACGCACCGAGCAGCAGCCCCCAGGAGCACAAUAACCCAGGACGUCCGAGCCCUCUCGGCCUCCCAGCCGUCCUUGCCACACGACGUGGUGCAGCCGGCUGCCCCCAGCCCGCCCCAAUCCACCCGAGUAUCUUCCACUUCCAUCGGACCCCCUCAGAAUCUUCCAGGACCCACAGGCUUCCGGGCUGCCAUUCCUCCAAGGAUGACGCUUCCACACCAGAUGUCUGUGGGGGCGUUCCCGCCCGCCUCCCUGCCCCAAAUGAGGCCAAGCCAGGACUCGGGACUGCCCAAGAAGGAUUCAGUAAUCAGCCUUCCAGACACGGACCAUCACGUCAGAUCUAGAUUAUCUUCCAAUUUGUGACCUUCUGACAGAGCUGGGGGGUGCUGGCUGUGUGCUUUAGCUGGGUGUUUCUUCCUUCAGCAAGUAUGUUUCUCUACUCCUUGUCACACCCCGGAUCUUACUCUAAGAAUGUAUGCAGUGUGAUUGGUGACAAGGGGAGGUGACUAGAACUACCAGACUUGACAACUAUUAACCAUACAAAGUCUGUAAAAUUGAAGAUUCAAACAUCACUGAGAUGUUUCUGUUGUACCCACAAGCAUAAACAUCAAUGUAGCUUUCUCCCACACAGUUUGCCUCUCUUCAUAAUUGCUUUCUUUAUUGUGGUCGUAUUCUCAAACAUUGCAAGAAAAAUAGUCUGUCAUACUGUAGUCCAAAUGAUGCAAUGCAGAGUGGCCUGGGACGCUGACACAGAGGGGACAGGUGACGUGCUUUUGAUUACAAUGUAGGAGCCACCUCUUUACAGAAGUCUUUAUGAUGCUGCACCUAGGGGAGGGGGGAUGACAUACUUCUAAUUACAAUGUAGAAGCUGACUCUUUACAGAAGUCUUUAUGAUGCAAUGAAGAGUGGGCUGCAACCAGGGAGGGGGGAUGACGUGCUUCUAAUUAUUCUGUCGAAGCCGACUCUUUACAAGUAUUUUUUUUAUUAGACAACAGCCCUUUGACCUAUAAUUCAGCAAUAUUAAAACUGCUAUAGGAAAACAGGCAAAAAGCUACACUGUAAAACAUUCUUGGUAUUUUACGUCAACCUUCUACGUAGCUUAUUUUAAUCUUCUCAACUUAGUUUAGCCAAAAGUUUUCCUCUUACUGCAUCUUACGAUAGUUUGUAGUUGAGCUUACUCAGAACUUAAUUGGUUAGGUCAACAAAAUACUACUUUAAAAGUAGUUUACUAAAAAAAUUGCAUAUUUUUGUCAGAUUUUUUAAAAUCACCAGUUUAGUUAAUGCUAAAUCCCACCCACGGGUUAGGACUUCCCCAACGCACAGUGCCCCUAGCCUGGACAGGUGACAGCUUCUACUGCUCAGAGCUCCUGAUGAUUAAGCAGUUAGACAGUUGUACCACUCAGUAGCCGUAUUUUAUGCUUUAUUUGUUUUCAAUAUAUUAAAUUCGGCAAAUAAACAGUAAUUGUGCAUUAAAAUGUGCAUGUGGAUGUGCUAACUUAUUUUUCACUUAGAAAACAGACCAGGGGCUCACAUGACUGUAAAAGGUUGAUGUAAAAUAUUAAGUUCUGUAUUUUUAUAGUUGACAGUGUAGCGUAUUUGACAGCUGAUCAAUCUGGAAGCACAUUCUUACUGAUAGCAACGUCUUUCUUUUUUUUCUCCCUCUAGACCAAAGUUGGGCCAAAAAGAAACAAUAUUAUUAUGUGUUUAAAUGAAAAGAUGGAAACAAAUAUAACUUCAUUGCCUUGAUUUCCACUUAGAAGCCAUAUUCUUUGUCCAGGCCUGUGUGUGUCUGUAUGUGUGUGUUUUAAAUAUUCAAAUAUAUUCAAAUAUUCGCCCAUAUUUACAACCCAUGACGGAUUUAUAUAAGUUACUCUUUGUAUCUGUCAAACAAAUUAAAAAUGGUUGUGUUUAGCUACAGUGGAAACAGAGAGCAGUAUGCAAAGAGAGGAUUUGCUAAUAAUGGCAACAAUACUGUAAAUACAUUUUUAUCUAUUCUUAUUGGUGGGUGUAACACUUAGUCAACACUUUCGCAGUGUCUGCUGCAUCUCAACGCGCUCACAUUCCACUUCACACGUGGAUAUUCAGCGGGAAUUAAUGCAAUUAUUCACGCAGGCUAGCUUCUCAGAUUCAGUCACGUACUUCCCUUAGUAAUGUGAAGAGAAUGUAGCAGCAUCCAAUGUGUGAAGACCCCCCUCCCCCACCUGCGUUAUCAGAGUCACAUGGGAUGUCAGGCACCGAACGCUCCGAGCUAGCUCUGUCCACAGCCAUGCCUUGGCGUCAGAAAGGGUGAGUGAGAUUACGUGAGCCACUUCUAGUGAUUACCUGUUUCCCAUGAUGAGUCUUUCCGUGCUCAUCUGCUGUCUAUGGUUCGGCUUCAGCGAAUAACUGACUCUCCAUAGCUGCGUAAUGAGGUGACUUCCACUCAGUCACUUGCUCCAUAAAAGCCCUUAUUGAUCCUGCUGUUUCUUUUCAGCACUGCGUUGUUUGAUGAUGGCUGGCUGCAACCUCCCAUGUGUCCCCCCCACCCUUGAUUUAUCAAUGUGUUGUCUACCCAGACGGAUCACCUGUGAAGGCCUGCUAUGUGUUAUAUUCUCAAUACAUUGUAAAGAGGCCUCCAGUUUAAGAUUUAUACAAGCCUUGUCUCGUUUAUGACCUUAGAGAGUGGCUUAUAUCUGGGAAUAUGGUUAAAAGUGGUUACAGAUUAUUUAUUGGGGUGGGCAAUAUGGCAAAAUAUAAGAUCAAGAUGCUUAAAGACAUUUUCUAAUUUCAUAAGCUGGAAAAAAAUAUCAAAUGUUAUGGAUGCAAUGACUUUAUUCAAUGUUUUGCAUAAUGCACUGCGCUAAACCCAGUUAAACAGGACUUAUUAUGUUUGUAAUGAAACAUCCAGUAAUGACAGUAUCCACAGUAUGCUCAGGAAAGCAUAUUGUGAUUUAAUGUGAUGAUAACGAUAAAUGCCUUCAUAUUGCCCACCCCUGAUUAUUUACAGUAUGGUGCAAAAGUCAAAGACCACCCAUCAUUUAUUAAUUUCCAGCCAAAAUGACCAUUUAGUACAAG